Molecule: messenger RNA, 1793 nt
Organism: Ictalurus punctatus (channel catfish)
Lineage: Eukaryota; Metazoa; Chordata; Actinopteri; Siluriformes; Ictaluridae
Gene: rnf128b
Product: ring finger protein 128
Exons: 7
Coding region: 142-1326 (394 amino acids)
Source: RefSeq, a predicted model, not a curated record
AGAAUGAUAAGACCAGCUUCGACUGGCGUAGCGCAAUCUUAGAUUACCUGGAGCAAUAUCUGAUUACAAUUAGCCACAGGUACAGAGCAACACUGCGCGACAUUACAAAGCGCACCAGGAUUAUUUACCUGGUUCUGGAAAAUGAGAAGGGACUACAGAGUAAUACGUGGCUUGACUUGGACAUGGCUGGCAUCGUGGAUUAUCCAGUCUCAGGUCAAUCCAGUUUCAUCGAUGAUAUUUUGGACCGCAUAUGUGGAGCUGCGCUACUUGAGGCCAGGGACGAACCAAACGAUGAUCAGUGUGUGUGAUUGUGGAAUGUAUGGGUCAGAAUCACCUUUGAAACAGGCCUUGGGAUUUGUGGUGCUCCCAAAUUCAGAUUCACUGGCCUGCCAACCAAAUACCACAUUCACCAUUAAGCAAGAGCCAUGGAUAGCGCUCAUCAAAAGAGGCAACUGUACCCAUGCUGAGAAAAUUCAAGCCGCACAGCGAGAAGGAGCAUCGGCCGUAGUUAUUUACAAUGUUGAUGGGACUGGAAAUGGGACAAACAGUAUGUCUCAUGCAGGAACUGGGGACAUAGUAGCAAUCAUGACUGGAAAUCUCCUGGGCAGACACAUCACAGACCUGAUUGAGAAUGGGAUUGAAGUGUAUAUGAGAAUAACAGUGGCAAGCCGACAUGGGCCCUGGAACCCUUUUUGGAUUUACAUCACGUCUUUCGUCUUCUUUGGUAUAACAGCCAUCAUACUGGGCUACUUCAUCUUUAUAGUGAUUAGCCGGUUCUACCAAAACCAUCAGCUUCGGAUCCAGCAGAGAAAGCUUAAAAAAGUGGCCCAGAAAGUCGUCGCCAAAUUAGAAGUUCGGACACUCCGGCGAACUGAUCCGGAAGUUGAAGCAGAAGAGAGUAGCUGUGUUGUUUGCUUAGAUUCCUUCAUGAGGUGUGACGUCGUGACAACUCUGCCUUGCAGCCAUUUUUUCCACAAAACAUGCAUUGAGCCAUGGUUACUGGAACACCACACCUGUCCAAUGUGUAAAUAUGAUAUUCUGAUAGGAGAGGAUGCUCUGAAACCUGGUCAGGAAUCCUCCGUACCACCAGAAGAUGUCAGAUUUUAUCCAAGCACUGUAUCAGGUUUAAUGGCCAACUCAAGAGGAGUGCUCACAUCUCCACAGCAGCAAGGAGAAGCCAGGCUAAGCUUAAACACCCAGACUACUGAAUCUGCGGAAGAGCAAAACACCAGCAGAAUGGAUCACAUGUAUAUGAACCCAGCAUUUGAAGAGGAACAGCAGAUCUCUGACCAUCAGGACCCUGACUGUCAGUCACAUCAAGUGUAGAAUUUGCCUGCGAUUUCUUAAAUUGAAGUGUAUUUUCUAUUCUCUAAGAUGACUCUAAAGGUUCAUCGUGUACCAUGUACAGAAAGUAGAUCUCUUUAAACAAGUAGUAAUAACAAUCAGCCAUAUCACCAUGGUUUGCAUGUAUAUGAAUUAUAAGAAUAAAAAAAACACACACAAAGUCCUGAAGAUCUUUAGAUAAGGGACGGUGCUGUAAAGGUCUUAAUUUAGAAAAUUUAGCACAGUAGACUUCGGUGAUUUUUAGUUCAAGACCAUGUGCUUAGUGGUCUGCUGUGCAUCAGUAGAACAUCAGUAGAUCUAAGAAUCUGUAAGCGAUUUGUAAGUGAUCGAAUCAUUUUCAUUGUUUUCCCAAACAUAUUAUGUAUGAUCCUUAAUGAUCCUUGAUUACUGCUGAUAUGUUCAUUGGCUGGUGAUGUUAUAAGAAUGAAUAAAUACUUUUUUUUUAAUGA